AUGCAGUACACGCCAUUUGCUUCCGAUAUUGAACUGCCCUUUUAUACAUCCCUGGCUUCCCACAAGAUCAACCAUGACAAGCUAGAUGACUCCGCCCGGGCCGUGCUGGGCCUAUAUGAGAUCCGCCCCUCUGAUCCCGAUCCCGCAUCAUGUCGGAUUCAAAUACACGGAAAUGCCCUCACUGGCAGCGAAGGACCCGCUGGCUACUACAGAGCCGAAGGCAUGAUCAAAAAUGUCAACACAGUCGAAGAAUAUCGAAACAUUGACAGGCCCCAGCUGCUUCACCAAGCUGGACAGACGGUUUGGGAUGCAAUCCAUGACGGAACAAUCUUCUCAUGUCCGUCAUUGCUGGCCAGCUUCAUUAUCGUGUCUUUUGCCGACCUCAAGAAAUACAAAUUUCAUUACUGGUUUGCUUUUCCGGCAAUCCACUCCGACCCCUCAUGGAUACCAGUGGAAACAGCUAGUCAAGUGUCCCAGCCACCCCAAAGCCAAAAUAUUGAUUCUCUCAACGGGAGGUACCUAUUCCCGCGUGAAAGCACUACCCUCGUGGAAGCCGUGGAGACUUGGUCCUAUGCUGUGGAUCAUCGGCAAAGAGGGUUCUUUCUAGCUCGGAAGACCAAAAAGGACAAUGGCCAUCCCCCUCCAGAAAAUACUGAUAUCGAAGACACCGAGCUGGACAGCAACUGGCAAAUAGCGUCACUUUCAGAAUACGAAAAUGGGUUCUUCAACGACACCGCCGCUGGAGACCGUUAUGUAUGUUUUGCAGACCCAUCGAAUUACGAACAGGCACCGGGGUGGAUGUUACGGAAUUUACUGGUUUUGGUCAGGCAGCGAUGGGGCCUCAACCGAGUACAGAUCCUACGGUAUCGUGACGUGCACUCAAAACGUGAACAGGGCCGCAGCAUGGUCAUUCAACUGAGAUCAAGCGAAAAACAAGAAGUUCAACCACCGAAAGCACCGAUCAAAGAACUUUCGCCGUUACCAAAGGUAACCGGAUGGGAGCGCAACCCAGCAGGAAAGUUGUCAGGGAGAAAUGUUAACCUCACGGAUUACAUGGAUCCUAAAAGAUUGGCAGACCAGUCGGUCGAUCUUAACCUCAAACUCAUCAAGUGGCGAAUUAGCCCGACGCUCAAUCUUGAGAAAAUCAAACACACCAAAUGUCUUUUGCUCGGAGCUGGCACCCUAGGUAGUUAUGUGUCUCGGAACUUGCUGGGUUGGGGUGUGAAGAAAAUCACAUUUGUCGACAAUGGGUCCGUUUCAUUUUCUAACCCUGUUCGGCAGCCUCUAUUCAAUUUCACGGAUUGCUUGAAUGGCGGGGCCCAAAAAGCACAUAGAGCAUCCGCAGCCCUAGCCGAAAUUUAUCCCGGAGUGGAAUCCGAAGGCCAUGCAAUGUCGGUACCUAUGGCGGGUCACCCCAUUGUGGACGAAAAAGCUACAAGGGACGAGUUUGAAACACUUAGAAAGUUGAUCGAUGAGCAUGAUGCUAUUUUUCUUCUCAUGGACACACGGGAAUCACGAUGGCUACCAACCGUGAUGGGCAAAGCCGCAGGGAAGAUCGUCAUGAAUGCUGCCUUAGGGUUUGAUACCUUCGUCGUCAUGCGGCAUGGCAUGAAUGGCGAUAGCACAUCAUUUGAACUUGGAUGCUAUUUCUGCAACGAUGUUGUUGCACCAGCCAACUCGAUCAAGGACCAAACUCUCGACCAACAGUGUACAGUGACCCGUCCUGGAGUAGCCCCCAUAGCAUCUGCACUCCUCGUGGAGCUUUUAGUGUCGCUUCUUCAGCACCCCCAAGGCGCCGCAGCACCAGCUCCGGUGGCUAAAAGCACCGAGAGGGAUGACCAUCCUCUGGGCAUUGUGCCCCAUCAAAUUCGAGGAUUCCUAUCCACAUUUGAGAACUUAUCCGUCACUGGCCAGAGUUACCAAAGCUGUAGUGCAUGUUCGGAGAGAGUGAUUAGUGCAUAUCGCGAGCAUGGUUGGGAUUUCGUGCGAAAAGCCCUAAAUGAACCCGGCUACGUUGAGGAAUUGAGUGGACUAAAAAAGGUUCACGAGAAGGCGGAAGCAGCACUGGCGGAUAUUGAGUGGGAUGAGGCAUCUGACAAUGAAGAGAUCGAGACCCUCUAA
Messenger RNA from Penicillium canescens, 2121 nucleotides. Its product is annotated as putative autophagy ubiquitin-activating enzyme ApgG. Gene Ontology annotation, biological process: autophagy of mitochondrion; autophagosome assembly; protein modification by small protein conjugation. Gene Ontology annotation, cellular component: phagophore assembly site; cytoplasm. Gene Ontology annotation, molecular function: Atg8 activating enzyme activity; Atg12 activating enzyme activity. Bases 1 to 2121 code for a protein of 706 amino acids. The record is from RefSeq and is a predicted model, not a curated record. The transcript is spliced from 7 exons. NCBI's taxonomy places the organism in Eukaryota, Fungi, Ascomycota, Eurotiomycetes, Eurotiales, Aspergillaceae.